Lepus europaeus (European hare) is the source of this 3030-nucleotide messenger RNA. It is a transcript of the gene LRRFIP2, whose product is annotated as LRR binding FLII interacting protein 2. NCBI's taxonomy places the organism in Eukaryota, Metazoa, Chordata, Mammalia, Lagomorpha, Leporidae. The transcript is spliced from 28 exons. Gene Ontology annotation, biological process: regulation of DNA-templated transcription. The record is from RefSeq and is a predicted model, not a curated record. The coding region runs from base 162 to 2324 and encodes 720 amino acids.
GGCACGGAGCCUCCUCGGCCGGGAACCGAGCCCGCCCGCCUCAGCCGGCGCCGGUCCGCGGAGCUCGGCCCCUCACGGGGGCGGCGGGCGCCGGCGCGGCCGAGACAGGGCAGAAAACAGAAUAAAAACAUUCAGAAUCUGAAGACUAGUACGAGCACAGGAUGGGGACUCCUGGUUCUGGAAGGAAAAGAACGCCUGUGAAAGACCGGUUUUCUGCAGAAGAUGAAGCUCUGAGUAACAUUGCCAGAGAGGCAGAGGCAAGACUUGCAGCAAAACGCGCUGCUCGGGCAGAAGCGAGAGAUAUACGCAUGAGAGAAUUGGAACGACAGCAAAAAGAGCACUCUCAUCACUCCUUUGAUCGGAAAUGGGGGCAGAUUCAUAAGUGGCUGGAGGAUUCGGAAAGGGCCAGGUUUUCCCACCGGUCCAGUCAUCAUCGUCCCUCUCUGAAAGUUGAGGAUGCAUUGUCCCUUCGAAGUCUUGGCAGUCACAGGUAUGGUCCCCUCAAGGACAGAUCGUCAAGACUUUCAUCAUUAAAUCAUUCUUACACGCCCUCUUAUGGAACGAAGAACAGGUCAUCUGGUUCUCAUAAGGACCCACUGAGUGGCCUCUACUUUGACCAGAGAAACUAUAGCAGUCUUAGACAUAGCAAACCCACCUCUACCUACUACACUCGGUCUUCUUCCCUGUACAGUGACCCUCUGGCGACAUCUAAGAGUUAUAGGGCCUCCCCCCUUGCAGAUUCUGGUCUGCUGAGAAGUGCCAGUCUGGCAUCAUUGUACGAUGGUGGAUUUUAUAACUCUUACGGUUCUCGAACUCCCUCUGAGUGCAGUUAUUACUCAUCAAGAACAAGUUCGGGCCGAAGCAGUCCUGCGCUUACCGAUGACGACGCCGUGAGCAUUGUCUCUUCUGAUCGUGCCAGUCAUGGGCGAAGGGAAAGUGUGGUGUCUGCGGCCGAUUAUUUUAGUCGCUCCAAUCGCAGGGGAAGCCUUGUCUCUGAGGCGGAUGACGUCAGUAUCCCAGAUGUGGCCAGCUUGGAUGAAAAAUCUGACAAACAGUAUGCUGAAAAUUACACAAGGCCUUCGUCUCGAAAUUCUGCCUCAGCAACAACCCCUCUGAGUGGAAACUCGUCCAGACGAGGAAGCGGGGACACCAGCAGCUUAAUAGAUCCAGACACCUCAUUAAGUGAAUUACGGGAUCUCUAUGACCUUAAGGACCAGAUACAAGAUGUAGAGGGGAGAUACAUGCAAGGGCUUAAAGAACUGAAGGAGUCUCUGUCUGAAGUGGAAGAAAAAUACAAGAAAGCCAUGGUUUCCAAUGCACAGUUAGACAACGAGAAGAACAAUUUGAUCUACCAAGUAGACACCCUGAAGGAUGUUAUUGAAGAACAGGAGGAGCAGAUGGCAGAAUUUUACAGAGAAAAUGAAGAAAAAUCAAAGGAAUUAGAACGGCAGAAACACAUGUGUAGCGUAUUACAGCAUAAGAUGGAUGAACUUAAAGAAGGCCUCCGGCAAAGAGAUGAACUGAUCGAGGAGAAGCAGCGCGUGCAGCAAAAACUAGACACCAUGACAAAAGAGGUGUUUGAGCUCCGGGAGACACUUCUUUGGAAAGAUAAAAUAAUUGGGGCCCUAGAGAAACAGAAGGAACACGCUGCCUGCCUCAGGGAUGAGCGCGAUGCGCUCCGAGAGGAGCUGGCUGACCUGCGGGAGACAGUGCAGACCGGAGAGAAACAUGGUUUAGUUAUAAUUCCCGAUGGCACUCCCAAUGGUGAUGUCAAUCAUGAACCAAUGGUUGGCGCCAUCACCGUUGUGUCUCAGGAAGCUGCUCAGGUCUUGGAGUCAGCAGGCGAAGGGCCACUAGAUGUAAGGCUACGAAAACUUGCUGGGGAAAAGGAGGAGCUACUGUCACAGGUUAGGAAGCUGAAGCUGCAGUUAGAGGAGGAACGGCAGAAGUGCUCCAGGAGCGACGGCACGGCCGGCGACCUGGCGGGACUGCAGAACGGCUCCGACCUGCAGCUGAUCGAGAUGCAGAGAGAUGCCAAUAGACAAAUUAGUGAAUACAAAUUUAAGCUUUCAAAAGCAGAACAGGACAUAACCACCUUGGAGCAAAGUAUCGGCCGGCUCGAGGGGCAGGUGCUGCGCUACAGAACUGCUGCUGAGAACGCGGAGAAGGUGGAGGAUGAGCUCAAAGCGGAAAAGCGGAAGCUGCAGCGCGAGCUGCGCACAGCGCUGGACAAGAUCGAGGAGAUGGAGAUGACCAACAGCCACCUGGCCAAGCGCCUGGAGAAGAUGAAGGCCAACAGGACAGCUCUGCUGGCCCAGCAGUAGGGGGCCCCGAGGGGCUGAUGCUUUUGUACAUGGACACAGACCCCUUCCAGUACUGUUUUGAGUUUUGUCAUUAAAACAGCCACCUUUGUAUUUUAUAAUUUAUGAGAGAAUGAAGCAGGCUUGGAUCUUCACAAAUGAAGACUUUGGAUUUUGUUUCUAGUUUGACUUUAGACUCGGACCUGGUCCGUGCGGUUUUAUUUUGUAUUUGCAUAAUCCUAGAGUCGAGUUUCCUCAGCAUUCCCCCUGCCUCAGUGGUGGGCACUCGGGGCCGCGGCACGGGCCCUGGAGGACAGAGCAGGAGCCCUCGGGACACACAAGUGCCUUCCCCCGGCAGCCCGCGGUGAUCCGUGCUCACGAGGCGGCGCCCUGAAUGUCGGCGUUCCACUGCAGAGAAGCUACGCGGCCACGGUGGGGAAUCGUCAACUAAAUUUGUAUGUUUGGAGGAAAAAGCCUUUUUUGUAAAAUAUUUAAAUUUAUAUAAGAAAAUGACAGAAAAUGACCCGGGGAGUGUACAGAAAACUUGCUCUGUUGGAUGGGGCAGGAGACGCCCAAGGCCUGACACGCGUCAGCCGUGGCACACACCUUGUCCGUCUGCUGCUCCCUGUGGAAUGAGCCCCCAGAGAAGCCCGGGGCAGGGAGGGGCAGGGCAGGUAGCUGGGAAAUGUGCCGGAAAAGUCUAUUAAAUACACACUUUUGCCCACCAGGA